AUGCUCGCAUAUGGAUGCUCGGCAGACUCUACCGACGAGUACUGUAGAUUGGGUGAAUCUAUAGCCCUUGAAUGUUUGCGAAAGUUUUGUUUUGUUAUUGAAGCUGUGUAUGGGCAGUGGUACCUCCGUUCCCCAAAUCUGGCCGACCUUUACAGGCUCUUGCACAAGGCUAGUCGCAGAGGAUUCCCAGGCAUGUUAGGUAGUCUUGACUGCAUGCAUUGGGAAUGGAAGAACUGCCCCAAGGCUUGGGUAGGCCAAUUUACCGGCUACAAGCAUAAGCCAACUGUCGUUCUAGAGGCAGUGGCCUCGUAUGACACUUGGAUAUGGCAUGCCUUUUUUGGAGUUGCCGGAUGGAACAUCGAUAUCAACAUGCUAGCUUGUUCCCCGUUGUUCAAUGAUGUAGUCAAUGGAGUGUCUCCCCAUAUCCAAUAUGUUGUCAAUGAAAAUGAAUACAAUCUGGGUUAUUACUUGGCUGAUGGUAUAUACCCUCGUUGGGCUACAUUGGUUAAGACAAUUUCCCAACCGGAUACUCCAAAAAAAAGACUAUUUGCCCCAAAACAAGAGGCUUAUAGGAAGGAUGUCAAAAGAGCCUUCGGAAUACUUCAGGCUCAAUAG
Prunus avium (sweet cherry) is the source of this 615-nucleotide messenger RNA. NCBI's taxonomy places the organism in Eukaryota, Viridiplantae, Streptophyta, Magnoliopsida, Rosales, Rosaceae. The record is from RefSeq and is a predicted model, not a curated record.